GCAUCAUCACUUUGAAAAAAGCCUGAAAUGGCACCUCGCAUUUCCAGAGUCUCUUUUUCUGUUUUGGUUGCUUCCCUGGUCCUUCCCUUGUUUUUCCCAGAAUGUUCUUCUUCUUCUUCUGUGCUCAUUGCAAGAGAAUCAGCCCCAAAAUCAGAUGUUGAUCUUUUAGAAUUCCCUCUGAACUUAGAAUACUUGGAGGCUGAGUUCUUCUUGUUUGGAGCUUUGGGUCAUGGAUUGGAUGUGGUUGCUCCAAACCUGGCCGGGGGAGGACCUCCUCCCAUCGGUGCCAAAGCUGCCAAACUUGACAAAUUUUUCAAGGAUGUCAUAUUGCAGUUUGGUUUGCAAGAAGUCGGACACUUGAGGGCCAUAAAGAGCACAGUGAAAGGAUUCCCCAGGCCUCUGCUGGAUCUAAGCCCUUCAUCGUUUGCCAAAGUAAUGGAUAAUGCGGUUGGGAGAACUCUGAGUCCACCCUUUGACCCCUAUGCUAAUUCAAUCAACUUUCUUCUUGCUUCUUACGUUAUUCCCUAUGUUGGCCUCACUGGCUAUGUUGGUGCCAAUCCAAAGCUGCAAAAUGCUACUUCCAGGAAGCUUGUGGCAGGGCUCCUGGGAGUAGAAUCAGGACAAGAUGCAGCUAUAAGAGCAUUUUUGUAUGAACGGAAAACGCAAUCGGUGCAUCCCUAUGGAUUGAGCGUGGGAGAGUUCACAGAUCGCAUUUCAAGUCUCAGGAACAAGCUAGGAAAAGCAGGUUUGAAAGAUGAGGGUCUUGUGGUUGCUAAGGAGUAUGGUGCUGAGACGGAAGUUAAUGGAAACAUUCUGGCUGGUGACAGAGAUUCAUUGGCAUAUUCAAGAACCCCAGAGGAAAUAUUGAGGAUAAUAUAUGGAACAGGUGAUGAACAUGUUCCUGGUGGCUUCUACCCUAAAGGAGCAAGUGGUCGCAUAGCAACACCUUACUUGAAGCAUUCCAUCUAAAGCUUCAGCAUUUGCUUUACAACUUGUGGCUUCAAUCAAACUGUUGUGGUUAUUCUACUGCAGUAAGCUAGUAUAAUAAGAAUGCUACUUUCUACUUUGGUUA
Molecule: messenger RNA, 1072 nt
Organism: Vigna umbellata (rice bean)
Lineage: Eukaryota; Viridiplantae; Streptophyta; Magnoliopsida; Fabales; Fabaceae
Product: desiccation-like protein
Source: RefSeq, a predicted model, not a curated record